AUGUGGCUCAUGGGGGAGGUGUCAAUCACGCUCCCGGGACGCCGGAGAGAUCGGGCUCCAACUUCGCGGUUUGGGCGGAGCAGCGCGCUUCAGCCGCAGGUUUCUGCCACAGGGAUGCCGUCCGCGCCCUCCCGGGUCACCAUCGCGGCCGGCGGCACGCAACAGCGCGAGCAUGAUAGCGACGCCGACCACCUUGGCGUGGCGCUCGACGCCGAGCAGGCGGCCAAGGCGCUCGAGCUGGAGCCGGCCAGCGCAGAAGUCGCCUACCACCAUGCGUCCUACCUCCGCUCGUUUGGCGACCUGCUCCGCGCGAGGCAGAUGCUCUCCGACGCGGCGCUCGUGCACGCUGAGGAGCCCGCGAUUGCAUCGUCGCUCGGCUACCUGCUGCUCUCUGAGCGCGGCGCCGCCGGCGCUGCUGCCCGCCGCCACGGACUGCAGGUCUUAACUCGAGCGGCAGAGAGCGGAGCGUGGCGCGGCGGAGCUCCGUGGCAGCAUCCCGUCGAGUACCUGUCCGCCGUGCCACCCCCGCCGGCGGGCGGCGUUCGCCCGCGCGGAGCGUACGAGUGCCUCCUCUCGCCGCUCGAGGGGGCCGCCGCCGACCUCGCCGCCGAGGCGGCUGCGGCGCUGGAGCGCUUCACGGUGCAGACCGAGGGCAUCGCGAGGCCGCAGGGCGGGUGGCGCGAGCUCGACCUGUUUGACGUGAUCGGCAGGCCGUCGAGCCUCGACGACGACGUGCAAGGCUCCGCGCCGGCUGACGCUGCGGUCGAGGUUGCGUGGCGCGAGGCCGAGGGGUUUGUGUGGGACGACUCGCCGCGCAUCGUGCUGCUGCUUCUGCUCCUUCACCCGGCGAUGACGCGGAUGCCCAUCUGCCCCGCUCUCGACGCAAGCUAG
Molecule: messenger RNA, 891 nt
Organism: Emiliania huxleyi CCMP1516
Lineage: Eukaryota; Haptophyta; Isochrysidales; Noelaerhabdaceae
Exons: 6
Coding region: 1-891 (296 amino acids)
Source: RefSeq, a predicted model, not a curated record